This is a messenger RNA of Orbicella faveolata, 2532 nucleotides long. Its product is annotated as DNA repair protein Ku80-like. NCBI's taxonomy places the organism in Eukaryota, Metazoa, Cnidaria, Anthozoa, Scleractinia, Merulinidae. Gene Ontology annotation, biological process: telomere maintenance; DNA recombination; double-strand break repair via nonhomologous end joining. Gene Ontology annotation, cellular component: Ku70:Ku80 complex; nucleus. Gene Ontology annotation, molecular function: double-stranded DNA binding; damaged DNA binding; telomeric repeat DNA binding. The record is from RefSeq and is a predicted model, not a curated record.
GUUUCUUAACCAUUUCCCUCUAUUAACUGUGGUUGUAUCCCAAUAGUCAUUGUAGCCUGUUCCAGGCUCUUGGUCAGUUGGGAUGAUCAAAAAAGCGGGCUCGGGACGAGCAGAAUCUUCUCACGCCCUCUACUUUUUUUACCAGAGCCCGCUUGUCCCGCACCCGCUCUUUCAUCGCCACUGACCGAGAGCCUGGAACAGGCUAUAGUCAUUAUCACUAGCUGGAAAAAAAAUCCUUACUAACAUGAUUGAUAAUAUAGUAAUUGAACUGAGUGGAGUGCAGUUUGGUCUGAAAUCAUACGCAUGAUUUCAAAAUCGAAUGAGCCUGCAACAUUCUGGCACUUUUUGAGGGCAUAAAUUUCGGUGGGGGGAGGGUAUUCAAGUUGUUGUUGACUGAAGAACACUGUUUUGUUGAACAUACUUGACCUUGUUUGUAGGUGGCUGGUGAGAAUUGUAUGAGGCAGUUAUUAGAGGCUUUAGAUGGGGAGACAUAUUCCUUCAGUCAUGUUCUUCCAAUGCUGAGUUUUUUCCAGACAAGAUCAAUCAAACAAACAACAGUCUUCAGAGGACCCCUGGAAAUUGGCUCACAGUUGAAAAUUAACGUCUAUGGAUACUUAAGGGUUAAGGAGGAAAAAUUGGCAUCAUGGAAGAAGCUGUCAGCUGUGUCGCAAAUGUCGCCAAACCCUGACACAAUGGAGGUACAAAUGCAGAGGUCUCAUCACUUGAAUGAUGAAGAUGAUACUGAAGUUGACAAAGAAAAUGUUGCACAAGGUUAUCGAUAUGGAAAGACAAUUGUUCCGUUGACCAAGAUUGACAAGGACGGCAUGAAGCUUCCCACAGAAAGAUGCUUGUCAGUGCUGUGUUUUACUUCAAAUGAAAAUGUAGGUGAUGAAAUUAGCAUUCAUUAAAUAUUUGUUCUUUUUCAGCACGCAGCAGUUGCACUGUCAGCAUUUAUAAAUGGCAUGUAUGAACUCAACACUGUAGCAAUUGUAAGAUAUUGCCGACAGAAGAAUGCUGCUCCAAAGCUAGGUUUCCUGUCUCCACACAUCAAGCAAGACUAUGAGUGUCUCCUGUUCACUGCACUGCCAUUUAUGGAGGACCUUCGACAGUUCAUGUUUGCACCUCUAAAUGAAAACAAGAAAUGGGAACCCUCUAGAGAGCAACAGGAUGCUGUGGAUAAUCUCAUCACUGCUAUGGACUUAACAGAUGCUCAGAGGAAUGUUAUUUGCAGUUACUUGGAGCCCAGCACAGAAUUCAAAGCAAGGUGUGCUCCAGAGUGCACCAAAGUAAAGGAUAUGUUUUGUCUUGUAAAAAUUGAGAAGAAGAAAGGAACUGCAGCUGAUAGCAUCUUCAAAGCAGUUGGAGAUGAGUCAAAUGGUGAACCAUCAACCAGCAGAACAGAUGUUCAAGAUGAAACUGAUUUUAGCAUGGCAAGCUUGGCAAAGAGAGAAGUCACACAGGUUGGUACAGUUGACCCUGUUGGAGAUUUCCGCACUAUGAUCAGUCAAAGGGAUGAAGAUAGGUUUGAUGAAGCUGCCAAACAGAUGAGGGAGCGUAUCCUGCAAUUAGUUCUGGAUUCAUUCAGAGACCAGUUUUAUGCUAAAGCCUUAGACUGUGUUAAAGUUCUCCGACAAGAGGCCAUAAAGGCUGGUGAAUCUGGAAUGCUAAACAAAUUUCUUCAAGAAAUGAAAGAGAAGUUAAUAAACCAAAGAGGGCAUGAAUUUUGGCUUCUGUUGUCUAAAGAACAAGUAACACUGAUCAGUCAAACUGAAGCACCUGACAGCAACGUCACUGAAGCUCAAGCUAAAGAAUUCUUGGAAGAUGGAGCAACUGAGGAGGAAGAAGCUCCUAUUGAUGACACAAUGGAGGAUGCUGAUGAUUUGCUGGAGAUGAUGGAGUGACAGUGACAGCAGUGCACAGAAGACAAUAGCAUGUGCCCGAGUAUACAGCACUUCAAAAUUGGAUGUGUCUCAAUGCACAAAGAAAAAUGAGCAUGUCUUGUUUCAGUCAUCUUACACACUGGAUGUCUGCCAUGAUACUAAAGUGAUGCUUGAACUUGCUUAACAAACAUCAUUUCUUUGUAAACAAGUAAGGAAUAUAAUAUAGUUCCAUUGCCGGGGUAACUUUCAAUGACUGCAACUGCAUUAGUUCACAAUGAUCUUUUGGAGGGUUUGGAUGAAUGCAAGAACACAAAGUGUGCUUGAAGGACUUGAUUAAAUAAUAUUGAUGAUCAGUGACAUUUAGUUAUAGUAUAACUUAAUUACCACUUACACCGGCAGAUAAUCUGCACUCACAGAUAAACCACACCCAGAGUUAGGCAACUGAUAGGAGAAAUGCAGCUAUAUUAUUAAUUUACAAGUACAAUAUUAUGUUAUUAUUUUGUAAUAAUUACUAUCUUGUUGAAAUGUGUAAAGUUGCAUGACUUGUAUGUAUUUUGGUUCAAUAAUUAUACAGCCUUUAUGAAAGCAGUCAAGAUUAGCUUUCCAGUGAACUUCACAAUGAAGAGGAUUCAUAUUAAAUUUGACUUGCUCA